AUGACUAGCCAAGACCAAAUCCUGAUAUCGGCAAAGUCGGUCACCAAGACCUAUGAGGACGGCUUCCAGGCGCUCAAGGGCGUCGAUCUCGACAUUGUCGAUGGCGAGAUCAUCGCGCUGCUCGGCCCCAACGGCGCCGGAAAGACGACGCUGAUCUCGAUCAUCUGCGGGAUCGUGAACGCCUCGUCGGGCACGGUGACGGUGGCCGGCCACGACAUCGUCGACGAUUACCGCAAGACGCGCAGCCUGAUCGGGCUGGUUCCGCAGGAACUGACGACGGACGCGUUCGAGAGCGUGUGGUCGACCGUCUCCUUCUCGCGCGGCCUGUUCGGCAAACCGGCAAAUCCGGCCCAUAUCGAAAAGGUCCUCAAGGACCUGUCGCUGUGGGACAAGAAAGACAACAGGAUCAUGCAGCUUUCGGGCGGCAUGAAACGCCGGGUGCUGAUCGCCAAGGCGCUCGCACACGAACCGCGUAUCCUGUUCCUGGACGAGCCGACCGCCGGCGUCGAUGUCGAACUGCGCAAGGACAUGUGGGCGGUGGUCGAGCAAUUGCGCGCCGAUGGCGUGACCAUCAUUCUGACGACGCACUAUAUCGAGGAAGCCGAAGCGAUUGCCGACCGGAUCGGCGUCAUCAACAAGGGCGAGAUCAUCGUCGUCGAGGAAAAGGCGGCACUGAUGACCAAGCUGGGACAGAAGUCGCUGCGUCUUGACCUGCACGCCCCGCUGACCCGUAUUCCCGACAAUCUGUCGGCUUUCACGGGCGCGCUCGAUCUGUCCGAGGACGGCUCGGUUUUGACCUACAGCUACGACACCAGCGCCGAGCGCACCGGCAUCACGCGCCUUCUCGCAGGCCUUGCUGAAGCAGACGUCCGCGGAGCAGGCAUGAACGGCCGCGCGAUACUGGCGAUCUACCGCUAUGAGAUGGCGCGCAUGUGGCGCACGAUCGGCCAGAGCGUCGUCUCGCCCGUGCUGUCGACAUCGCUCUAUUUCAUCGUUUUCGGUGCGGCGAUCGGCUCGCAGAUGCAGGAAAUCGACGGCGUGUCCUACGGCGCGUUUCUCGUGCCCGGUCUCGUCAUGCUGUCGCUUUUGACCCAAAGCGUUUCCAACGCCGCUUUCGGCAUCUAUUUCCCCAAAUUCACCGGCACGAUCUACGAGGUCCUGUCGGCGCCGGUUUCGGCAUUCGAGAUCCUGUGCGGCUAUGUGGGCGCGGCGGCAACCAAGUCGCUGAUCCUUGGCGCGAUCAUCCUCGCAACGGCGACGCUCUUCGUCGAUCUGCAGAUCGCCCAUCCCUUCUGGAUGCUGUUCUUCCUCGUGCUGACGGCGGUCACCUUCUCGCUGCUGGGCUUCAUCAUCGGCAUCUGGGCGGACGGGUUCGACCAGCUGCAGAUCGUGCCGCUUCUGGUGAUCACGCCGCUGGUGUUUCUGGGCGGCAGCUUCUACUCGAUAUCCAUGCUGCCGGACUUCUGGCAGACGGUGACGCUGUUCAAUCCGGUGCUCUAUCUUGUCAGCGGCUUCCGCUGGAGCUUUUACGAGAUUUCCGAUGUCAGCCCAAUGAUCUCGAUCCUCGCGAUUCUGGUGUUCCUGACCGUGUGCUGCACGAUCAUCUGGUGGAUCUUCAAGACGGGCUACCGGCUGAAGAGCUGA
Effrenium voratum is the source of this 1644-nucleotide messenger RNA. The record is from the annotation of a GenBank genome assembly. NCBI's taxonomy places the organism in Eukaryota, Dinophyceae, Suessiales, Symbiodiniaceae.